AUCAUAGUAGUGAUUUUCUAAUUUUUGCCCUGAGCAAGUAAACAGAACAGAGCGAAUCUCCCGAGGCGCGAUUUAUUAUGCAAACGGCGACUCACGGAAUUCAAAAUAUCAACGAAGGAAUGAAAACACUUUUACUGUUUUUGUUUUUCGUUUUUCUGUUUUUCGUGUUUUCAAUCCAUUUUGAGUAGGUGGAAGAUUAAGCAGAUCGUGUUCUUGCCUUCCAUCACUGCGGAUUCCUUCCUCUUACCCUCAUCCUUCGAAUCUGUCUCAUUCUUCGACAAUUAGAUCUCCUUCUCUCCACCUCACUCUCUCUGCAUUCUCAGUUUCUAUUAUUUUAUUUGCUUUCAGAAAACAUGUAACUGUUGCGAGCAGUAUCUCCCUGCGUUUCCCGGUAACGCUCGAGCACUUGCCACUUAUUUCAAUGCAUCUCAGUGCUGUCUGUGCUUUUCAUAACAUGUUUCUGGUCUGUCAAUGGCCGAGACGCUUGCAUGGUGAUUAGAAAACCAUAAACAAGGAGAUGAAAGGGGAGUCAUCUGGACUGAUAAUUGGGAUUUCCAUAGGAGUAGUAAUUGGAGUGCUUUUGGCUAUUUUAACUCUCUUCUGCGUUAGGUAUCAAAGGAAACGCACACAGAUAGGGAGUAGCAGUUCCCGACGGGCAGCAACAAUACCUAUCCGCGAGAAUGGUGCUGAUUCUUGUACCGUAUUAUCAGAUUCGACUGCUGGUCCAGAGUCACCCAAAACAUCUGCAGUAAGGAAUAGCAUCUCCUUGUGGCUAGAAGGAUUCAGAAGAAGUAAUGUGGUUUCCAUGUCCGGUAUACCUGAGUACUCCUACAGGGAUCUGCAAAAAGCAACUUGUAAUUUUACGACAUUGAUAGGACAAGGGGCGUUUGGUUCUGUUUACAAAGCUCAGAUGUCAUCUGAUGAGACUGUUGCUGUGAAAGUGCUGGCAACUAACUCUAGGCAGGGAGAGAAAGAAUUCCAAACAGAGGUUAAGUUACUGGGAAGGUUGCAUCAUAGAAACCUCGUGAAUUUGGUCGGCUAUUGUGCAGAAAAAAGCCAGCAUAUGCUUAUAUAUGUGUACAUGAGUAAAGGCAGUCUAGCUUCUCAUUUGUACAGUGAUGACCAUGAACCAUUGAGCUGGGACUUGAGGGUCAAUAUAGCUCUAGAUGUGGCAAGGGGCUUGGAAUAUCUUCAUGAUGGGGCAGUUCCUCCAGUAAUACACCGGGAUAUCAAAUCCUCCAAUAUUCUGCUGGAUCAGUCUAUGAGAGCCAGGGUAGCUGAUUUUGGGCUUUCAAGGGAAGAGAUGGUUGACAAACAUGCAUCUAAUGUACGGGGAACUUUUGGAUAUCUUGAUCCUGAAUAUAUAUCAACAAGGGCCUUCACUAAAAAAAGUGAUGUAUAUAGUUUUGGAGUAUUGCUCUUUGAGCUGAUUGCGGGCAGGAACCCCCAGCAGGGCCUCAUGGAAUAUGUUGAGCUUGCGGCAAUGAAUUCUGAUGGUAAAGUUGGAUGGGAGGAAAUUGUAGACUCUCGCCUCGAUGGUAAAUAUGAUAUGCAAGAGCUCAAUGAUGUGGCUGCUCUUGCAUACAAAUGCGUCAACCGUGUCCCCAGAAAACGGCCUUCGAUGAGGGACAUUGUGCAAGUGCUGUCACGGAUACUUAAACUGAGGCGUGGUAGAAGGCAUCACAAGCAUUCCUUAUCUGCUACUGCUGAUGAAGUUUCCAUUGAUGUGGACCAAUCAGAAGGUCAGGUUCCCAGCAUUGAUCAUCAUCGGAGAGAGGAAUCUAUGGAUAGCACAGCUGAUACGGGUGAAGUUUAAAACGAUGGUUUGCCCAUUUAUUCAUUUGUUUUAUUCCUUCAUUUUGGUUUUGCCUUGUGAGUUGUGACAUAUUUUCAAGUUGAGAGAAGGAAAUACAUUUGCUGCAGUGCAGAGACACUUCUGCUUCGCAUGAGUGGGUUAGGCGUUUAAUCCAGAUUCCCUCACUUCCGGUGUAAUCAGAAUGAAUCCCGUUUUAGUUCUAUUUCUUUGUUGAAGAUAUCCCCAUUUUUGUACAUUAAUACUAUAGGAAAUGGAAAUGAAAGAAUUAGUCAUUUUCCUUUUGAAAA
Malania oleifera is the source of this 2103-nucleotide messenger RNA. RefSeq names its product calcium/calmodulin-regulated receptor-like kinase 1. NCBI's taxonomy places the organism in Eukaryota, Viridiplantae, Streptophyta, Magnoliopsida, Santalales, Ximeniaceae. Gene Ontology annotation, biological process: protein phosphorylation. The coding region runs from base 518 to 1816 and encodes 432 amino acids. The transcript is spliced from 8 exons. The record is from RefSeq and is a predicted model, not a curated record. Gene Ontology annotation, molecular function: protein kinase activity; ATP binding.